UCAGGUUUUAGUUAAACAUAUUCAGUGACUAAGUAGGACAGGUAUAGGCCUAACGUCAUGAUCAGUGUAUAUAAUUAAUCAUAAAUAUUGACGUCCAAUCGAAGAUGCUGAAACUAAAUGUUUGUUAGACGAGUGCUGAAUUGUGUUCAACGCAAUAGAAAAAUCAAGAUGGCUUCAAACAAAAGGAGUGCCAAAACUGAUUCUUUUGAAGACCAAAAACCGUCUUCUGCAAAACAAAUGAAACUGGAUAUGUUUGUGAAGGGGAAGUCUUCAACCACAAAGCUACCUGCAGGAACAAAGAAGGAAGAUUUUGAAUUUUUCUGGAAGGAAGAAUCACCGUUCAGCCAGUUUCACCCUGCUGUGUUUACUGUUGAUGGUGUCAAAUAUAACUGUGCUGAACAAUACAUGAUGCAUCAGAAAGCUUUGACCUUCAAAGAUGAUGAAAAUGCUAAGGCUAUAAUGAAGGCAGCAAAGGCAUUCUCACAGAAGAAAUUGGGUCGUAAAGUCAGGAACUUUGUCCCAGAUAUCUGGAGUGCCAAGUGUGUGGAUGUUGUUAAAAAGGGAAACAUCGCUAAGUUUUCCCAAAACAGCCAUCUCCGAAAGAAACUGCUGGAUACUUAUCCAAAGAUCAUGGUGGAAGCAAGUCCUAUGGAUCGUAUCUGGGGAAUCGGCCUCGCAUCAGGCAACAAACUUGCUUGGAACAAAAACACAUGGAAGGGUAAAAAUCUCCUUGGCUAUGCACUGACAGAUGUUCGCCAGACCUUGAUGAACAGUGAAAAUAAAAACAAAGAGAGUAGUUCAGAUGAUGGCAACAGUGAUACCAUUGAAGAUGAUACAAGCACAGAUGAAAAUUGAUUGCUUACAAAUUAAAGCUUAGGUGCAAUAGUUGUAGUUUUGUAUGCUAGAUUAAAACUGCAACAAUGCAUGUACAUACAAUAUUUUCUAGUCUGAAAGGAAAUCUGAUGAACUUUUUUUAAAGUAAAUUCUGUAUAGAGUUUUCCUAUGCUUUCUUUUACAAAUUCCAAUCCUACUUUUAUUUCUAAAUCUUGAUGUAAAAUUAUAAAAUCUUCUGGUGGGAAAAUAGGUGUAACAUUUAAAUGAGCAAUGAUUAGGAAAAUCAUUAUCCAGAUACAUUUUCAGAAUGUUGUACACUAGAAUCUGAUUUACCUGUUAAAUCAGUAAAAUCAAAAUCAUAACUUCUUAUGGAUCUAUACUACAUGUAACAACAGACUUCUUGUUCCUGUCAAAUUAGAGAAUUUUGAAUAAUAAAAAAAAAAUGAUGCCUGUACUUGAUUUUUAGGUCAUCUGAGUCUAAUUGCCUUUAGUCUGCCAUUGUGUGUCUGUAAACAUUUUUACAUAAUCAACUUCUCAGAACCUGCAGAAACCUUCCAUGGUUGAAGGUCAACCAAAAUUGUGAAGUAUAUGGUCUCCACCCUCCAGAGGAUUGAGAGGUGGGGCAAAAAGAGGUCAAAUUUACUGAAAUUUCAAAAAUCAAUACUCUUCAUAGUAAAGUUACUUUACCAAAAUUGUGAAUUUCACCACCCUUAGGUGGCCCGUUUGCCCGUGGGGAGGGGAUAAACUUUACUAUAGUUUAUACAAUGUAUAGAGAAAUCACAUUUUUGACUAUCAUUUGUUGAAUUUCUUUUGGAAUUAAUUCUAACUUCGUAUGGGAUGGUAGGGUGGUGGUAUACAUAUGUCGGCCUGACUGACCCCCAUAGACUGAUGGAUGGGGCAUAAAAGGGUAAAACGGCCUGAAAUUUUUCAGAACUAAGGUGACUGUUAAGGCCCAUGGAUCUUGUGUCUUACUUGUGGUCACUGUUAAUUGUGCUACAUACAUGGAGAUAUUACAAUACAUAUGUAGAUGUGAGUUUUAAUGCAUACGGAAAUUGUGUUAUAUCUUAUCUACUUUUAGCAAAAAAUAAAUUGUCUUCAUUUA
Pecten maximus is the source of this 1936-nucleotide messenger RNA. Its product is annotated as riboflavin biosynthesis protein PYRR, chloroplastic-like. NCBI's taxonomy places the organism in Eukaryota, Metazoa, Mollusca, Bivalvia, Pectinida, Pectinidae. The transcript has 4 exons. The record is from RefSeq and is a predicted model, not a curated record. Bases 118 to 855 code for a protein of 245 amino acids.